Hypomesus transpacificus is the source of this 5704-nucleotide messenger RNA. It is a transcript of the gene pias1a, whose product is annotated as protein inhibitor of activated STAT, 1a. Bases 10 to 2424 code for a protein of 804 amino acids. NCBI's taxonomy places the organism in Eukaryota, Metazoa, Chordata, Actinopteri, Osmeriformes, Osmeridae. The transcript has 14 exons. Gene Ontology annotation, molecular function: zinc ion binding; SUMO ligase activity; transcription coregulator activity. The record is from RefSeq and is a predicted model, not a curated record. Gene Ontology annotation, biological process: regulation of transcription by RNA polymerase II; protein sumoylation.
AAUUGCAAGAUGGCGGAGAGUGCGGAACUGAAGCAAAUGGUGAUGAGUCUCCGUGUCUCAGAGCUGCAGGUUCUGCUGGGAUAUGCCGGGCGAAACAAGCACGGGCGCAAACAUGAGCUUCUCACCAAGGCCCUGCAGCUGCUCAAGGCUGGCUGCAGCCCCGCCAUCUGCAUGAAGGUCAAGGAGCUGUACCGCCGACGCUUCCCCACCAAAAUGGUCCCCCCCACGGAGAUGACCCUGCCUGGACCACACCACCCGGCCUCUGGGGGGCUGGUCAGUGGAGGGGGCGCCGUGCUUCCUGCUGGACUCACCCAGCUGGCAUAUGAGGGCCACGCGGGGGCGCCCUCACCGACAGCGCUGCUGCCUCUAUCUCUGCUGGGGCCUGGAAAGCACGAGCUGAGCUCACUCACAGCGUCAGGACACCACCUGGGGUCGGCAGCAGCAGCCACGCUGCACCCUGUGCACCCUGACGUCAAGCUGCAAAAGCUGCCCUUCUACGACAUGCUGGAUGAGCUGAUUAAGCCCACCAGUAUAGCAUCGGACAACAGCCAGCGUUUUCAGGAAACGUGUUUUGCAUUUGCAUUAACACCACAGCAAGUCCAGCAGAUCAGCAGCUCAAUGGACAACUCGGGGACCAAAUGUGACUUCUCAGUUCAAGUACAGUUAAGGUUUUGUCUGUCAGAGACUAGUUGUCCUCAGGAAGAUCACUUUCCACCCAGCCUGUGUGUGAAAGUGAACGGGAAGCCGUGUAACCUCCCGGGCUAUCUUCCUCCUACCAAAAAUGGUGUGGAGCCCAAAAGGCCCAGCCGGCCCAUCAACAUCACCUCACUGGUCCGAUUGUCCACCACGGUCCCUAACACCAUUCUGGUAUCAUGGACGGCUGAGAUCGGCCGGAGCUACUCCAUGGCGGUCUACCUGGUCAAGCAGCAGACGUCCACAGUGCUGCUACAGAGACUACGCUCCAAAGGAAUCAGAAACCCAGACCACUCCAGAGCCCUCAUCAAAGAGAAGUUGACAGCAGACCCAGACAGUGAGAUCGCUACCACUAGUCUACGUGUGUCGUUACUUUGCCCGCUGGGAAAGAUGCGCCUAACGAUCCCAUGCAGGGCGCUGACGUGCUCCCACCUGCAGUGCUUUGACGCCACUCUUUACAUCCAGAUGAAUGAGAAGAAGCCCACCUGGGUGUGUCCCGUGUGUGACAAGAAGGCCCCAUACCAGCACCUCAUCAUCGACGGGUUAUUCAUGGAGAUUCUCAACACCUGUAUAGACUGUGACGAUAUCCAGUUUAAGGAGGAUGGCAACUGGGCCCCCAUGAGGUCAAAGAGGGAAGUGCAAGAAGUGUCCUCAGCUCCAUGUAACGGUGUGGAAGGCUCUUGUCGGACUCCAGCCGGGGGAGAACACAGUGUGGUGUCCCACAGCACCAGUGACGGUGCUCACAGGAGGCAGGUGGAGGUGAUUGACCUGACCCUGGACAGCUCCUCCUCUGAGGAGAGUGAAGACCAGCCUCCCCCACCCAAGAGGGUCUGCCCAUCCCUGUCGCCCACCUCGCCACCCCCCAUCAGCAAUGGAGUGUUGAACCUGCACCACCAAGCAUCCCCAGUGAGCCGUACCCCCAGCAUGCAGGCGGUAGACAGCAGCUACAUCCCUCCAGUACCACCCCUCAUCCAGGACUACCGGCAGUACUACACACCCAACGACCUGUCGGCAGAUCUGAAUUUCUUCUCCUUCCUGCAAGGUGACAAUCAGCAUUACAACAUGGUGAUGGCGGCAGCGGCGGCCGCCUCAGCAUCAGAUGACCAUGAGCUGCUCCUCAACCGAUUCCUGCCAUUCGGCUCCUCCUCCUCACAGCUGUUCCUGGACCAAUCGAGCGUCGCUUCCGCCAGCUCGGUGCCCCUGGUCACUCAUGGCAGCAGCAGCUCAAGCAGCAGUAGCAGCAGCCUGGUGUCCUCCAGCAGCCUCAGAGACAGCACGCUCCCCCACAGCAGCCUCAGAGACAGCACGCUCCCCCACAGCAGCCACAGAGACAGCACGCUCCCCCACAGCAGCCACAGAGACAGCACGCUCCCCCACAGCAGCCUCAGAGACAGCACGCUCCCCCACAGCAGCCUCAGAGACAGCACGCUCCCCCUAAGCAGCCUCAGAGACAGCAUGCUCCCCCACAGCAGCCUCAGAGACAGCACGCUCCCCCUAAGCAGCCUCAGAGACAGCAUGCUCCCCCACAGCAGCCUCAGAGACAGCACGCUCCCCCUAAGCAGCCUCAGAGACAGCACGCUCCCCCUAAGCAGCCUCAGAGACAGCAUGCUCCCCCACAGCAGCAGCAGCACACACUUGCACACACACUCUGGCGUAAUGGGCAGGACCAGCUCCGAAGUGGCGGCCACAGCCAUGUACGGCAUCAUGCCCGAUGUCAUAUCGCUUGACUGACCACUGUAGACUGAAGCAACCUGUUCUACAACAGCGGUCAGCGAUCAUGAGAUUAUUUUUGUGACUAAGCUGCUGGACUGAUAUGAGCUUUAAGAGCUGUCAGGGUAAAUGUUGUGGAGGACCCUUUACCUGACCCCCGAUUGACCUGGAAACAGUUCUGCAGUUUGUUUCAAACACCAAGUGGCUAGAUUGGCCACAAAUCAAUUAAUUGUCUGAGGUCUGUGGCUUGGUCACUGAACUCAGUAUGACUGAAGUGCUACACUGGUACCAUUUUGGCAAGAACUGCCUCGAGCUGAAAAAAGGAAUUUUUAUAUGAAAAUUGACGUUGUGUAAAGAGAACUAAAUCUAUUUUCCUCUUUUACUUUUGUACAUUAACUAAAGACUUUCUCCUGUCCAAAAGAGUUACUUCAAUGGACAUUUUGAAGUGGACGCCAAAGCUUUUUUUGGUUUACACCGCAUUAUAAAAUGUUCAUUGCUUGCAAAUCACAGCAUUUUUUAUAUGUUUAUUUUCCUUUCAACGGAUUCCAUUUCUAAUGUAAUCCUUGUCACACGCAUCCAUGAUAUUACUUUUCUCUGCAUCUGUGUUAUUACUCUCAAAUGUGAUUCACAAACCUGACACUGUCCUCCAUCUAAGGAAAGGUAGAUCCAAAAGACCUUAAGAUAGUUUGGAUGGUUCCAAUGAACAAAUUUACUCUCCAAAGUGGAUCUCUAUACAUCUGUUCCUGUACCUAUUAUUUUUAUUAUUCAUAUAACUUAUCUAACACAAUGUAUAAACUAUUAAAUGCAUUCACGGGGCCUUCAGGUUAUGUGACAGGGAAAGUGUAUAGAUUAAACCUUUUUUUCAAAGAGCUGAAGAAGUUAAUGGAAGUUUAAGGUGUGAUCGUGAGGGUGUGAUUGAUUGAUUUAGAUACAUCUUCUCAAUCCUCAACCAUCUCAAUAGGAACUAAAAGGCUGUCUUAGUCUUAUCAGUAUUUCAACUUGAAUGACCGUAAACCUUUUUCUGAAAAUAUCUGUCCUCUGAUAUUUAGGCUCUUUUAGUUUUUCAGGACAACUUAUAAUUUGGCUACUUUUACUUUGAGCCUUUUCAGUCUCUAUUUAUUUUGCUAACCCCUGCUUUAGCAAAAUGCCAAAAAAAACUGACUACGUAUGGAAACUCAGUGCAGGUUAAUCUGUAUGGGACAAUGUGACAUUGCUUUCAGUCAAGUAUUUUCAAAUUCUUUGUUGAGUCUCUGCCACCAAUUUAACUCUUGUCCAAUUAUUUUAGUGCAAGUUUUUCAGAAAUUAAAUGACUGUUCAAAUAUAAUCUAACUACCAUUGGUGAAGAUAAGCUUUGGAAGAGAGACUUGAUUUUCAAUAUUGGAUGUAGCAGUAAGAUAUGAUAAAGAACCCCAUUUGUUUUACAGCCCUUCACAUAUCUUUCCUUUUAAUAACGGAACACAACAACUUGACCCGCAUGUUAGGUUUAGGUGUCUUUAGAUUGUCUCUAGAUUUACCCUACUGCCACCAUUGGUGAUGUGAGGUGAACAAUAUAAAGUUAGGGAUCCCAUGAGGACAGUUGCUUCUAGGGCGGGAAGUUUUCUCUCCCCCCCCUCUCCCUCUCUCUCUCUCUCUCUCUCUCUCUCUCUGUAUCUCUCUCACUCUCUGUGUCUCUCUGAUGAAUUUAAAGUGAAACAUUAUAUGUCAGACAGCUGCUUAUAUAAACAUGGACCAUUCUUGCCAAAGUUAAACAACAGCUGUGUUAGCUGUUUUGAAUUUUAGCAUUUUUCAGUAACAUGUGGUUGCAGAGAGUCAGGUAUCAGUACAGCACUGAGAAUAGAAAGCACAGGGUUUGCUUCAGAUGUGGGGAUGACUGAAGACUUUCCAAAGUAUUUUUCCCUGUCGUUGCUCCAAGGCCUUAAAGGUAGACACAAUCUUUUGAAAUCCAGCACAAUGUGCAGGAUGUAUCCAAGUAGCUUUCUGCUCCUUCCCCAUUGGGUGUAUGGUACAUACUAACCAAUGAAUACAGAAUACAGAGGUAUUCCUAUACAGCUUUGUUAUUGUUCAUGCAAAAGCACCCUGAAGUCCCAUCUCCCUCUGCAAAUAAUAGAUAAAGAACAGCCAUUUUCCAUCUAACUUUGUCUCUGUCUGACACACACAUACACACACACACUCUUAGUUGACACUUCAGCUCUAGAAUAUUGGCUCUCUACAUGACCAUAUGCUGUAUUUUACCAUGUUGUGCAGUAUUUUUAUUUAUUUUGUAAUUUAUAUAUGUAUAUAAUAUAUUUUUACACUUUGUUGAUACACAUGGAUAUGUAAAAGAGAAAAAAAGCGUUUCAAAGUUUGUCGUUUAUUUAGUUGUGUUUGGACAGUGCUGUACUGUCAAUUGUAGCUUUUAUCAUUCACAUACAUCAAUUUAUAUUUAUGUGUAUUGCAACAGUUAUCUGGCUUUUUCAUAAUGUCCCUGGUACUCAACCAAUGAUGGGACACAAUGUUUGCAGUAAGCCUACAAUUUGAAAGAAACGGAUCGCUUAAAUGAACGUAUUUAUUUGAACGUAUUCACUGGUCUCAGAAAAGUCCUACAUUAAUUGCACAACAAUAUACCUAUUUACCUUUACUUUGUCAAAGAGCAAGACCUCGCUGAAUGUAUCCCCAUUAGAACUUUUUUAUUUACUGUAUGCAUGGUAUAACACCCCCCCCCCCCCCAAACCCAAAUAGGAUUAAGUGGAGAGCUGGUGUCACGAGUAACCAUAACAAUGUAUUUGAAUACCCCCUGAAAAGUGAAUGAACAUGUUGCUGCUCAUGAUUUAAGACAGUAUGACUGUUCUGUGUUAGAAAAAGGGAAAUGUUAUAAUGUCUUGUUUGAAUUUCUAAACAUUUAAACCAUUUUGGAGAAAAAAGAAUUGUGCAAAAGUGGAAAUUGAAUGUUUUACUGUCUUGUAUCCAAAAAUGAGAGAAUUUAUUGAAAAUGGUGUUGGUCUACUUUAAAGGGAGUCUACUUUAAAAGUCUUUAAAAAUGAACUAACUUAAUCUAAACUCAGAUUAGUAUUCACUCACUGCCUUAACUUCACAGAUUCAGUUUUCAUGUCUCCCUUGUAAGAGAAAGAAAAGGCUUUUCUAGACAAGGAAAAUACUUGUAGGACCAAUGCCAGUUCGUGUCAGCGCAGGCAAUACACUGACAAGUUGUAUAAAGUACUGAGUUAAUAUUUAUUACUUGCAUUGGAUGACGUUGUUUACUUAUUGAAUGUUAUCUGUUCAUGUAGGGAAAUCUAAAUGUAAUAAAAAAAACACAUUUAGUUUA